AGCAGAGGAGAGACGGGCAGGAGCGGCCCGGGGGGCGGCAGGGAGGCGAGCCAGGCAGUCCGCAGCCCGACGGCCGAGUACCUCCUUUCUCCGCUGCUGGGAUGUCCGAAAAGAAAGAGCUGGAUCUCGGAAGAUGAUUUCUACAGACCUUCUCCGGGAGAGAGCGGUGAGAACACGGCCGAAACCAAUGGCUUUGGGCCGGAGGGGGCUGGCGAGGGUCCGGCCCCAGGGCUCAUUAGCGCUCUGGACUUGGAAAGGCUGUCGGUGCCCUCCUCGGAGAGCGGGAAGCCCAAAACGUCACCCGAACGGGAGCGAAAGGGCUUCAGCGUCGUGCAUCGCAGGCAGAUGGGUCUUUCCAACCCUUUCCGAGGGCUCCUGAAGCUGGGCAGCCUGGAGCGGAGAGGAGCCAUGGGGAUAUGGAAGGAGUUUUCCUGCGAGCUGUCGCCGCUGGAGCUCCGGCUCCUCCUGGACCACGAGGACCGCAUCUGCGUCGAGAGCUAUUCCCUGCUGCGGUGCGAGGCGCUGGCGCUGACGCACUCGGACGGCCGUUUUGAGCUGGUUUUCCUGGGGAAAAAACUCUACCUACGAGCUCCUUCGCGAGACGAGGCCGAGGACUGGUUGGACAGGAUCCGCGAGGCGCUGCAGAAGUGCCGGCCUCAGCUGGAGGAGGAGGAGGAGUGGGAGACGCUGGAGUAUCCCGAAGACGGUGCUGAAGGCCAGCCCAUCCAGAGCGACUCCUCUGCUCUUCUCCAGUACAGCGACGUGCCUGGGAACAGCUUUGACUGGACUCCAUCCCACGACCCGGAGCUGGAUGCAAUAAAAGAGGCUGUUCUGUACAUGGACGUAGACAAAACCUGGGUCCCUUUUAUUUUUUCCCUGUCUCUAGAAACUUUGAAGUGCUUUAAAGUCAGGAGCAACGACAAAAUUUUAAGCAACAGUUACGGUAUAGAGACCAUCCAGGACAUCCUUCCAGACACGAGCCUUGGGGGACCCGCCUUCUUCAAGGUGAUCACCUCCAAAGCUGUCCUGAAGCUGCAGGCUGAGAACGCGGAAGAAGCGGCCUCAUGGCGGGAGCUGGUCCGAGAGGUGCUCAUGUCCUACCUGGAGAGCGCGGAGGAGGCGCUGACGCUGGCUGGCAGCUUGGACGGGCACUCCCAGGUCGUCCUGAAGAACAUCGUGAAGGAAAACGGCUUCUUGUUGCAAUACCUGGUGGCCAUCCCCACGGAGAAGGGCCUGGACUCGCAGAGUUUCAUCUGUGCAGGCUGCUCCAGGCAGAUCGGCUUCUCCUUCGCGAAGCCCAAGCUCUGCGCCUUCUCCGGUCUCUACUACUGCGACAGCUGCCACCGGGAUGAUGAGACGGUGAUUCCCUCACGCCUCAUCCACAACUGGGACCUGACGAAACGAGGGGUUUGCCGGCAGGCUUUGAAGUUCCUCACCCAGAUCCGUAACCAGCCGCUGAUCGACCUGAAGCUGGUCAACGAGAGCCUCUACGACCACGUGGAGAGGAUGGGACGGAUCCACCGGAGCAGGGAACAGCUGAAACUGCUGGGAGAUUAUCUCAUCAUGUGCCGCAGCGGGGCCCUGAAGGAGCUGAGCAAGCGGCUUGAUCACAGGCAUUACCUCUUGGAGUGUCCCCACAAAUACAGCGUCGCUGAUCUGAGGCAGAUAGCCGACGGCGUCUUUGAGACCUUCCUGCAGUCUCUGCUCCAGUUUGCUUCCCAUCACGUCUACAGCUGCGACCUGUGCACCCAGCGCGGCUUCAUCUGCCAGAUCUGCAACAGCAGCGACAUCAUUUUUCCCUUCGAGUUUGACUCUACCACCAGGUGCAGCGAAUGCAAAACCGUCUUCCACCGGGACUGCCAGGCCAGCGCCAAGUCGUGCCCCCGCUGCGAGCGCCGGCAGCGGUACCAGCAGCAGCUGGAGGCGGAA
This is a messenger RNA of Leptosomus discolor (cuckoo roller), 1929 nucleotides long. The record is from RefSeq and is a predicted model, not a curated record. Lineage: Eukaryota; Metazoa; Chordata; Aves; Leptosomiformes; Leptosomidae.